CGCCUACACACCCUCCGUCCUGUCGCGGAGCAGGAGGAACUGCCUUAUUGGGAGACAGGCGCACACAAAGCGACGGGUGCGGGGCCAUCUGCCGCUGUCAGGGGAGGGGUUCCAGGCGGCGGCACGUUACCAUGGCAACAGCAGGGGAUUUCGUGGCGUUCUUUGGAGUUUCUCUCGCUUUUUUGGUUCGGACGAGGGGCAGCUGUUAGCGCGGCACCCGGGAAGCAAAACACGUAAAUAAAUUACUCGAAAUAGAAGUAGCAGCCCCCUCGGGCUGCAGUACCGGAAGAUCGUCCUGAAUUGAAAUGACCACCUUGUGCUGGCAUUGAUCAAGUUAAAUUCGCAUUGAAGUGAUUAGAGCACAAUCUUGGAUGUGAAAGUUAAAUGGGCCCAAUCAGCAGCAUGUCUCCAUUGAAGAAAGGGGAGACCUCGGGGACAGGGGAGCUUUGCAGCUUGAAUUCAAACUGUCCAGCAGAUGUUCUUCCAGAGGUGAUGGGUGGUUCCAGGCCCAGAACUAUUUUUGCAGAGAAAGGAAUGACAGAUGAUGAGGAGCUUACAAACCUGAACUGGCUUCAUGAAAAUAAAAACCUCCUCAAAAACCUUAGUCUUGGCAGUGAGAUGCUACGUAGUGUUAGUCCUACUCGUGAUGUUACUGAGGAAGACACUUCACCUUUGCCACCCUCUGAUUCACAUAACAAUGAGAAGGGUGGAUUGAACUCCAAGCCUCCCUAUUCAUUUAGCUGCCUUAUUUUUAUGGCGAUUGAUCACUCGGCCAGAAAAUGUCUGCCAGUCAAGGAUAUCUACAAUUGGAUAUUGGAACGUUUUCCUUAUUUUACCAAUGCACCCACUGGCUGGAAGAACUCUGUAAGGCACAAUCUUUCCUUGAACAAAUGUUUCCGGAAAGUGGAAAAGGGUCAUGGCAAGACUGUUGGGAAAGGCUCACUGUGGUGUGUAGACCCGCAGUACAGGCCCAACCUCAUCCAGGCUCUAAUGAAGACUCCAUAUUAUUCAACAAUGCAAAUCUUCUGCACACCACCAGCCUCUCCUCCAAGUGCAUCACCACCUCCUCACCACCUCACAUCAACGUCGCCACAGCUCCGAGACAGCCUACAGAAAAGUUCUGAUAUUGAUGCUGCCACUGCUAUGAUGUUGCUGAAUUCUUCUCCAGAACAAAGACUUCCUCAGUGUAAUUCAUCCCAGCAACACAGUCCAGUGCUAAGCAGAAAACGUAGUCACAAACGUGCAUUUUCAAAGCAUGCCCCAAUCACAGUGAAAAUGCCCGAAACCACAAUCAGAACAAGAGAGAAUGUGGAAGCUUCUCCAUUACAGAAAGGUAGCAAAAGUCUAUCUGGCUUACCUGUCAUCAACAGUAAUCCAAAGGAAGAUCACAAUUACAGUGCAAAUGGAACAAUAUCUCUUCGCAGUGAAUCAAGGUCUAGUGUCUCAUCCUUCUCCUCGGUGGAAGAAGUCUACGAAUUUAUUCCAAAAGCUAGCCGUCAGGGAAGUGAUGGAAGUGAGGGUUUCCAUAGCGAUGAAGAGUCUGAAGGGGAUGACCUGUUAGGUGCCAGUGCCUCUAAUGUGUUGCAAUCAGCUGGGAAUAACUGCAGAGCAAUGCAACAUGAAGUUGAUGAAGAACUGAAGGAAGCUGCUGGUUCACUUUUGCAUCUUGCUGGAUUCUUUAGUCAGUGAACCAAGAAAAAAUGAACGAGAAACUGCAAAAUAGCCGGUCUCCUUUUCUUAUCUCCCAUUGUGUGUCAAUGUGGCAAUAUUCUUCAAAGGGAUCCUUCUCAAAAGGACCAUAAAAGCCAUACAAAGACAGAGGUGCUUGUCCUUCUGCAUAAACUGCCAUAUGUUUGCUCCUAUUCUGAAAACGAGCAGCUCUUUUUGGAUUUGUAUCAAUGCUUUAAAUAUGAACAUCUUAAAGAUCUAUUGAUUUCUACAAGUCCACAACACAUGCAAUUGAUCAGUCUACACAUCAAAGUAGGUGUUCAAACUUUCAUUGGUUAACAUAACUAGGUGCAAAUUAAGAAUUUUUUAGGAAAAAAUGAAUAUGGUUGAAGAGGGGUGGUGGGGCUUUGCAAUAUUUUAGACAUCUUGGAAAUUGUAAACAGUAUUUUCCCAAACUAACAUGUUGGUAAAGAUACUUAAAAGUUAACCAUCUCUCACAUUUUUUCCUUUUUACAAAUAUGCUUAUUUUUGGUUCCCAGUGAACACUGAAUUGCUGCCAGUGGCACAUCACUAGAUUCAAGAAGAAUUACAUAAACCUUUCUACGGUGCUGGUUUCUCUGACACAAGCAGCCAUCAUCAUUAAUCACCAUUCUUCGUGCUUAGGUUAACUCAAUUAGCCAUGUGGCUGUGUGGGAUAUCACAGCAAGGUUUAGUUCUUAUCAAUAGACACAUUAUCAUACACGUUUUCUAUCAUGCAAUGCUGUAUGUGUUGGAAGGCGGUUAAAUAUUUCCUCUGUGUACAGCAUUUAUGAUAUUUAUUAUGGCUGCUGCCCAGGCUGCAAUUGGAUAAAUUAAUGAAGAUUGUGAUGUUGCUGCACUUUACAAUGGAACAAAGUUGAGAUUGCUAUGCAGUUUAUAAUUCUUUUUAGAAAAUAUUAUGACUUGUAGUCAUGCUUCCAUGAUCUUGUUGGACUAUGUUGGCUAUUUGCAGAAACUAUUAAUGGGAGAAGAUUGGCUUUAUGUUUUCAAUUGUUCAAACACAAAUCUCAGUUGGAUUUGUUAAACUGAUGCACACCUGGGAGCCAUAUGAUAGCACAACCCUGUAAGUGACUCUAUCAAAAGACAUUACAGUAUCGGUCACAGCAAAGAGGGUUAGAUUACCUUUAUGUAAUAAGCAAGCAAUACCUCUUGCUGUGCAAUUUAGAAUUAAAAUCAGCAUGCAAUGCAAAAGUAACAUACUACCAAUUUUUAACCUAAGAAAAAAAAAAAUUAGAAAAUUGAUGUACAUGCUAUUGAAUCCUAAAAUUCUAAUGCUUAUGGUAAAGAUUCAUGAUGUCACCUAAAUCUACUGACCAGAAGGGGGCCUUGUAAUUCAUUCAAAUGUGCUUGUUAAUUUUUCUUCUUUAAUUAAUGUUCUUUGUUUGAAAAUGUUAUUUAUGUUUUGCACCACACCAUAACAGACACAGAGUUGGUCAACUGUAAGAUAUUAGCCUUUACCGAUCCCUGAAAUAGUGUGAAAUAAGUAGAAUUACCAGAGAUUUUCUUCUUCACCACGCCAGGAAACCGCAAAUACAAAAUCAAUUUGCUACAAUGCAUUUGUACUAUGUUGGGAUUGUACUAUUUUGUGCAAAUUUUAACUUGUCCUCUAUUUGGAUUGUUGAUCAUGUCUCAAGAUAUGCAAUACUCUUCGGAUACGGUGUUAUAUUGUCUGAGCUUUUUUUAAUGUGCACAAUAUUCAAUAAGCCCUACUAAAUGAACUUUUUUUGUGGUUGUAUGUUACUGGGAGAUUGAGAUUGUUGUAGGAGGAACAGCAGACAGAUUACUAAUUCACCUUGCCUGGGAGCACAUUUUGGAGCGUAUAUUAUGAUUUUUAUUGUGCUCCAUUCUUGUGAGAGUUUUACAGCGUUACGCUGAUAAUGUGCUACAGCUGAAGCAGGAUCAAGAAAAAUAUAACAAUGUAAAUCCAACCUUUUUUGAUAUUCUUAAUUGUCAUGGGCAGUACUAAAUCCAAGGAUAAGGGUUUUAAUUUUACCUACUGCCUAUCGGGGGGAAAUGGUGGGAGGGAGGGGGAAGGAAGGGGAACAUCAAAUUGUAGCCUGCUUCAUCACCACCACGUGCCAUUAGAAUCUGACUUGCAUUUCUACAGCAUAAUUCCAUAAUACCCCAAUUUGUUGUGUUGCUCACUGAAGCAGAUGAAGGCCUCGUAAGCUAAUGCUAACCUAUAUUAACUUUAGUUUGAUGGAAAUGUACUGCAACUCUCUAAUCUUGUGAUUCAGAUCGAUAGCUGUCAGGUGGAUCAAAAGACCUUCCAAGAUAAGUCAUAGUUGUUAUUUUAUGAUAUAAAGAGGAGUGAGAGAUAUUCUUUGGAACAUCUGGGCUUUGUUGCCCUGUACGCCACUUACCAAUUUUCCCAGAACCUAUUUGCUAUGAUCUGCUUUUUGCUGACAAGCCAACCUUUGCUGCCAGACACUGGCAUUUUGCCGAAUUAAGUUUCAUUGUAUCUGCCAAGUAGUUUGUACUUUUGCCCAUUUCAAUACUUUUGCCCUUAACGGAAGAGGCACAUGUUUUAAAUAAAAAUUGGGCAUGUGAAUGUAUUUUGCAGUUUCCCCUAAAAAUUGAAUGGGAAUUAAAAUCAAUCUUAAAGUAACAUUGUAGAUCCACAUUAUCGAAUUGGUCUGGUUAGACAUACAAGUUAAUAUUUUAUAAAGAGAAUAUAAAAUGGCAGAAGCGUUCAACAAAUCAGAGAUCAUCUGAGGGCCAGGGUCACGAAGCAAAAAAUUAAAACUACCACUCUACAAAUGCUCACCAACCUGUUGAAUAUUUCUAUAAUUUUCUGAUUUAUUUCAGAUUUAAAAAAAUCUAGAUGCUGGAAUUUUAAUUAGUUAACAUUUCAAACCACUGAUCUUCCAUCAGCACUUUGCAUUUCAAAUAUCCAACAUACACACAAUUUUUAUGUCCCCUUACUUGAUGAGUUUGUUGCCAUUGGUUAACUUUUUUGUUAUCCACUAAUAUUGUUAAGCUGACACAUCAGGUCUCUCUUAGGAAGAAUUGCAUUCGAACUGAUGUACAUGGAAAGCUUUUCCAAAAUUGUAGCAUUAAAUUUUUGAUUUUUGGAUGUUGGUGAAUUAAAUGUGUACUUAACAGUCUACUGUUUUGUGUAAAUAUAGAAUACUGUCCUGUGGGGACCAUUUAUUUUCAAGUUUAUUUUUCCAUAUUUUCUGACCCUGUAUAUUUUGGAUAUCAGAAGAUUUUUAUUUUUGGAGAGGUUGUAAUGGGGAUAGUAUGAAUAUGAUUUUUAAAAGUUUCUUUGUUAAAAAGAGCACAGGCCAACUGCCACAAAAAAAUCACCUUUCCUUUGGUCUUGUAGCAAUAUGUGAUUUUUAGAACGUUUACCAUGCUAUUUCCAAAUACUGAAGAAUAAUAACCUUCCUAAUGUUCUUUUUUAAAAAAAGAUGUUCAAUAUUAUUUUUCCCUCGUGUGGUUCUGUCCUGAAGGAGGUUAAGCGUCUGAAAUCUAUAAGAUCAGUUAAAGGAUAGUUCAUAGGCAGUGAAAGUGGUGGGUUUUUUUCAUAUUGCAUUGUAUGUACAUUUGCACCAUGUAUUCAAGGUGUUCAUAAGAGACAGGUCUUAUGGUAAACUGGCAUAUCUUAAUUGUUCAAUUUUCAUAAAGAAAUCCCCAGGGAGACAAAUUGUAUGUUAUAAAAAUUAAUCUUUGGUUAGUAGAGCUAAGCAUAGGCAAGAAUAUCAGCUUCAGGCUACAUCCUCCCCUGCAUAUUCAGUUCCUUUUAUGGAGUACAGCUAAUUACUGAUAUUCUUUCAUGUGCUUAGUACUGUGACCAAAUACUAUUUGGGUUUUUUUCCUCUACAGAUAAUACUGAAGGAUAUGUCCAGCUUACUAUUUGAUAAUAUUGUCCAGGGACACAUUUUGUGACUUUAACAUCUGCUGGACUGCUUGAUUUUCAUUUCCACAUUUUUCCUGAGUCAAGUUGAGGUUUCCAGCAACUUUGGCUAUAGUUCAGAGGCCAAGUACCCUGAGAGCUUUUAUGUCCCAUUUGAUGGGAAGAAGGAGAGGAGAGCAUUUUAUAGUUUUUUUUAAACUAGUUGGCAGCAUAGACUUAAAACAUUCUCCCCUGAUCACACUGAUUGAAUAAGGCCUAUGCAAAUACACAGGCUGAGAAGUUAUGUAAGCAUAUAGCUACAAAAUGUAUUAAUUUAUUUUCUUAUAACAUUGUAAUAUAUGUCACAAUUUCUUUCUCGUUUUUAUGUGAACAUGUUUAAUGAAAUAAUUUGCUAAAUUCUUCACUACCCCAUCAUCCUAAAAUAUCCAUUUAUUAACAAGAAACAUUAAAGUUUGAAAGAUUAUGUUCACAUUUUCCCAUUCCUUUUGUGUAUGGGUCAAUAUCCCUUUAAAAGGAAAAUAGUGAAUUAUUAUCUAUAUUAAAUUAUUUUCCUAAUACAUUGUAACUGCGUUUUUUCAUGCUCCUAGUGUAAUUAAAAUAACAUUUUGGAUACUCGGCAGGCAGCAUUGAUGGAGAUGGAGUUUUAGUUUCAAUAACCUUUCAAUAAAACUAGGUAACAAUUUUCUUAAAGCCACAUUUGGCUCUGUACUCCAGACAACACCAGCAAAUCUUACUAAUCAAUGUUCCCCUCUUUCUCGGCUGUUGUACAAAUAGACAGUAGAUGUGCUCCAUUUCUUACUACACCGUCCUUUGGUGAAUGCCUCCUUGCCAAAGUUUGAGAAGUAUAUAUUUUUAUUUUCCUUUGGCCCUUUUAUAGAAUGUACAUUGUGUUCUUGAAGGGGUGGACUUUCUCACUAAAAAUCUUGAAUACAUUUGGUUGCCAAGUUUGGGCUAUGCUGAAAUUGAAUCAAUUAAUUUUUCACCAUGCAGAUAUUUGGUGGGGUACCUAUUUACAGUUUGCCAGCCAAGAAACAACUAUGUAUAUAAUUGCUAUUGGAUACCUAAAUGUGGCUUCCUGCAUGGAUUUUUUUAACAUCAUAACUUUUCCCCCUACAGCAUUCUUCAAUGUACAUUAGUUAUUCUGAGCUAUAAAAUACUGUUCAUAAACAAAACAUUGCCAUGAAAAAAUGAUAAAAAUGGCUGCCACAACAAAUAAAAUGGCUGUCAGUUCAACAACAUUAAAGAUGAUGUUUGUUUACGUGCCUUUGUUACCUGCUGAACAAUUUGAAAUCUUCUAAAUGAGCUAUUUAUCAAUUAAAAACUAUUAUUUGAUUUGUUGUCUCAAUGUUUACUUCCUAUAAAUGUUUAUUGGCAGGAUCGUUUGAGAGCAGAGCCAAUACACAUUUCCCUCUCUGAAUGGGACUUCAUGCAUUGUAUAGCACUUGCUAGCUAUUAUAGUACAGGUACUUUGCCUGAAGAAAGACAAUUUGACGAUUGAAACUAUGGCCAUCAUUUCUGGACUCUAGUUAUUCUGAAUAGUAACUACACCAACCGAUUCCGUGGAAAAGUUAGAAGGAGCAGGAAUUUUGUUUGGACAAUUCUCUCCCCACCACUCUCCAAUGUCGUUAAUUACUUGGAUACAGCUUCAUGGGCAUUACUGCUGCAUUUGAUGCCGCCAGUACCCAAUGUGCACAUUGCUGUAGAAUAAUACAAGCAUGAACUGGGGAAAAUGAAACAUAGUCAAUUUCUUUAUCUUCCAUAGAACAGUCAUGCUGAGGCGGGUGCAGCAUUCCCCUGUGAUCCCAGCAAUAGGUUCAUUCAGCACUGACUAUCUGCAUUUGUGAGUCACUGGAGCAGCAACAGAUGAAUGUUACUUACCAGAUGUUCCCUUCACAGGAACAAGUUAUUUUUGUAACUAAUUUCAAUCAUGAUCCACUUCAGAACAAAACAAAAGAUUCAAACUUUAUUCUUCCACAUUGCAGUGCAUAUCAAUGUUUUUAUAUUGCAUCUCUGGACAGAGGCAGCAUAUGGUUCAGAUUACCAUCUGGUUGGGAAUUUGCAGAAAUUGCUUGCAUGCAAGGUAGAACUAGUUUGUUCCCAAACCAACAUUGUGAUUACUGUUGUCCUUGAAAGCUAUUGUAGUAAAUGGAACAUUUGGAUGUCCGUAAUUGGCAAAAUAAAAAUAUUGUAGGUAUGGACUGAAUAUGGCACAGCUGUCAUACAAAACAUCGCUAUACGGGAAACAAGGUAUUUCCUGACCUCUGAUGUGUUGUUUAAUUCCCACUGAGGGCAAAAAUGAUUCUCUUAUUUAAAAUUUGUUUUGGGUUUUUUUAAUCCCUUUUUAUCAAUAUUUCCUACCUUUGCAUAAGAUGGCUGUUCAAACUGGGGUGAAAAUCUGUGUGAAUCAGCAGCAGGAGUCAUUGCUUUGUAAAGAGAUGAUAUGAUUGACCCUUAAUAAAAACAGACAAAACAACUUUACAGCUUAAGACCCUGGACACUAAUUGGGGACGAACCAUUACUCUCACGCUGGGGAAUUUCAAAGGUGAUUGCAACCCUACCCAUUCUAUAUUUUGCCCUGGGUUGUUCAGUUAUUAAAUAUGGAGCUUUUGUACUUCCUUUUGAAAUGAUUUAACAUUUUAAAUUCUCUUGCCAAGAUUCUCUAAAUUAAGACUAAUUUCCCAUAAAAUGGGAAGCACGUCUGGGUCUUUUUUUAAGCUUUGGUUGCUUGAGUGUAUGUGUUUUGUGCUGGAUGAGAUUCACUCCAUAACCUCUAACAGUCUCUUACAAACGUUAUUCUCUAACAAAUGACAAAUGAUUCAACCACAUUGAGACAAAUUUAGUACAUUUCGCAUUGCCAUUUUAGAGAACAAAAUCUGCAAAAGUUUAUGUUUACAGGAGUAUCUUACUGCCAUAUCUGAAAGCCAUUGCCUUUUGUUUAACUUUGAUAUUUUAUUCAUCAAGCUGUUUUUGGCUUAAGCUGACAUUAUGUGAGUUAUGUUAUUCUAUUUUGUUGAAUAUUGCAUGCAGUAAAAUUGAAUGGUACUCUGGUAGCUGCAAGAUAAUGAAACCCAUUUAAAAAAAAAAAAAAGCUAACAGUGAAAGGAUUGAGAACUUGAAAUUCAGUGAAAUAACAAAACAAAUAUAUGGAUGUAAAAUGUUGCUUUUCCAAUACUUCCUAUCCUUAUAUUUUGUAACC
Amblyraja radiata (thorny skate) is the source of this 8762-nucleotide messenger RNA. It is a transcript of the gene foxn2a, whose product is annotated as forkhead box N2a. The record is from RefSeq and is a predicted model, not a curated record. Gene Ontology annotation, biological process: regulation of DNA-templated transcription. The coding region runs from base 385 to 1689 and encodes 434 amino acids. Gene Ontology annotation, cellular component: nucleus. Gene Ontology annotation, molecular function: DNA-binding transcription factor activity; cis-regulatory region sequence-specific DNA binding. Lineage: Eukaryota; Metazoa; Chordata; Chondrichthyes; Rajiformes; Rajidae. The transcript is spliced from 8 exons.